GGUUACAGAGAAUGUGAAACAAUUGGAAAAUUCAAUCUAAAUGCUGCUAAACGACAGGCGACGUCCGUGUUCGCCAACAGUGGUCGCCUUAAUUGGUUUAUGUUUUUUCAUGUCCAUUUGGCAUUUGAGUACAUUUCCAAAUGAAGUGUCUCCAACAACUACAAACACAGCUUUACUAUCAUCAAUUCCAUCAUCUCAAAUAGCUUCAAUAACAUCAUCACAAGAACCGCCAGCAUACGAAGCAUUAACUAAAGAACAAGCACAACAAAAACAGUUCGAUGUACAACAAUUACCAAUGUGGGAUUACACAACGUUAAUCAAUUUAGAUGAGUUUGUAUUCGAUAUCAUCAAUUUACCAUGUAACGAUACAGAUAAACCACCGCUAUUAUUAAUAUUAGUACAUUCGGCGCCAUUAAAUUUUGAAAAACGUCAAACAAUACGUCAUACAUGGGGACAACCACAUAAAUUACUGCGUUUACUAUUUAUAUUGGGACGUGUUGAAAAUUCAAAAACACAAAAGCAAAUUGAAAAUGAAAAUCAAAAAUACAAUGAUAUAAUUCAAGGUAGUUUUAUGGAUUCAUAUCGUAAUAUGACCUACAAAUACGUGAGUGCGUUAAAAUAUUCUAUAUAUCAUUGUCCAGACGCCAGAUAUGUUUUAAAAACCGACGAUGAUGUGUUCGUGAAUAUGCCAUUUAUGAUUAAUUUUCUAUCGUAUACAAUAUCAUCGUAUGGAGCGAAAAAAUUAAUAUAUUGUACACCAUACGAUAAUGCAACACCAAAACGAUCGUAUCGUAGUAAAUGGCGUGUAUCGUUUCGUGAAUAUCGUGGACACAGUUAUCCGAAAUAUUGUCCUGGAUGGGCAGUGUUACAUUCACCCGAUGUUAUAUUUAAGUUAUAUGAGGAAGCUCAACGUGCUGAAUAUUUUUGGAUUGAUGAUGUACAUAUUACUGGCACAUUAGUACAACGUGCAAAUUUAACACACACCAGCUCAACAUUAACAUUAUCGAAUACGGAUACGUACGAUUUAUUAGUGAAACAAUCAAACAAAGAUAUGGAUUUACAUAAUAAUCCAAUAUUACAUUUUCUGUUUGCAAAACCGAAUUUAUCACAAAAUGAAAUUGAAAAAUUAUGGUCAAUUGUUCAAAAUGUUGUGAACAGUAAUAAUAAUACUUUGACUACAUCAACGACAGAUUUUAUUGUUACGUGA
Messenger RNA from Chrysoperla carnea, 1207 nucleotides. RefSeq names its product beta-1,3-galactosyltransferase 5. Gene Ontology annotation, cellular component: membrane. The transcript has a single exon. Lineage: Eukaryota; Metazoa; Arthropoda; Insecta; Neuroptera; Chrysopidae. The record is from RefSeq and is a predicted model, not a curated record. The coding region runs from base 41 to 1207 and encodes 388 amino acids. Gene Ontology annotation, molecular function: hexosyltransferase activity.